Molecule: messenger RNA, 2900 nt
Organism: Ceraceosorus bombacis
Lineage: Eukaryota; Fungi; Basidiomycota; Exobasidiomycetes; Ceraceosorales; Ceraceosoraceae
Source: the annotation of a GenBank genome assembly
AUGGCGAGCGACGAUGCAGUGCCUACAGGACCGAGGCAACGCACCUCUAGGCGCGCUGCUCCUAACGGCUCAGCAGGGCCACAGCCACGCGCCUCAUCAAGCUCUUCUUCCACCUCGCCUACGUCCUCAUCGACGUCCCUCUUUCCUGUCGGAGACAUCUCUCCGAUCCAGACUGGGCCAGAUGGCAUUCAUCGUGAUGUGGCCGCACCCCCUUUCAGGGUGCGAGCAACCGGCCCGCGAGGCGCAGCUCCAUCCGGACCUUCUUCUGGAUCAGCACCCAAUCGGACAACUCAACAGGGUCAAUCCAGUAGCUUACCUGCACAGAACGGGCCUCGUGGACACAUCGGAGUGCGCAUUGCCUCUUUCGAUGGACCUGCGCAGCAGCCUCAGCUGCUCGCAAAGUCCUCACUCGCACGCGCCGCAGAUGUUCCUCUCACCGCACCCAAAGGUCCCAGAAGGCCAGAGCCGCUGCCUGGUCGUCCUUCGCCUGCCGCUCGUGGUAGCAGCCCGGAGACGAGGAAGAUGUACGCUUCUAGAGAAGUCGCGCUGGUGAGGCGAGCUUUGCAGAAGGUGGACGAGAUGGGUCGCAUAGAGAAGCAGCAUCUCGCUUCUUGCCAAGAAAGUGGAGUGCGAGGGGUCGGCGAAGCUAUACUGACCCUUUGGCAGGUGAGCGGGUGAUGAGCAGCGUUGCCGAGACAGAGCAAUCUUACUCACACAUGUCUUGAUGCUCUUUCGUGCCAGACAUCAAGACCUGAUGAUCGAUGGCAACGCAAGAGGGAAGGUCUGCUGUGCAGAGUGCAAAAAGCCAUCGACAAAGGCUGGCCCGAUCAAGGUCUGAUCGUCACUCCGUUCGGCAGCAGCGUGACAGGCUUGGAAGGCGCCGAGAGCGACAUGGACUUGGUGCUGCUGGAUCAGACAAGGCCGCUCGGAGCAGCUACUGUGAGUAUGCUUGUUUCGCGGGGCGUGACUCGCAGCAGCAUCGCCAGCAAGCUGACUCACUUUGUCUCACAUGACUUGUGUCGGAACGCUUUCAGCCACUUCAUCUCACGUUGCCGAGUCCGAGGCCGGUGCGCCUUGUUCGCGGUAUGCCGGACUUUUACGACGUCUACACCGUCAGCAAGGCGCUUAGACGGCAAGGCUUCGAGUCCGUCGUUCCAGUCGCCUACGCUGCCGUUCCGAUCGGUGAGCGCGUUCGGAUGAAUCGUUGAUCUUGUCUGGCUGUCGUCUGGCUGAACACCUUAUCGCCAUGGCUUGGGCAUCUAGUCAAAUUCAAGGACUCGAGAACCGGACUUGAUCUGGACCUCAACAUUAAUGAUCGCUUUGGGCUUCAGAAUUCAGCACUGAUCAAAGCUUACGCAGAGUUGAGACCCCAGCUGCUCCGACCGCUGAUCUUCGCUGUCAAGCACUGGGCCAAACGAAGAUUCUUGAACGAUCCAGCUGGAAAUUUUGGACAACCGUCUAUGAGCAGUUAUGCCCUCUCUCUCCUGGUCAUACAGUAUCUGCAGUCCACUGGCGACUUGCCCAAUCUUCAAUCUCCUCAGCUUCUGAGAGCUCUGAACAUGCCUAAAGAACGCAUGUGGAAACCUCCUCGGCCUCAAGCGCCGAAUGUCAUGGCUAAGAUUUUGCAGGCGCGAGAGCGAGAUCGCAAGCAAGGCAAGCAUGUAGCUGAACUGGUGGGGGCAAAGUCGUACGAGACCACAUUUACCUUUUUGCGGGACCCGCACGAGUGUGCCAAAUACCGCCAAGAGCCACAAAGUCUUGCUGAGCAGCUUGAAGCACUUGGCACUGCCUUUGCCGGCUUCUUUGCGUGGCUGCGCGGAAGUUCGGGACUGUUCAAGACUUCUGCAGCUUCUAUCGUUGCUGGUGGCUUUAUACCGAGGACGCCGUACAUGACUGAAGCGGAAAGGAAGCUAGCGAAGAAGAAGAAUCGAGAGGCUAGAAGUCAGGCAGACCCGCAACACCGGCAAAAGGAAUCCACCGCCUUGAUUCGGACCACAGAUGGUCAGCAGACCAGCAACGACAUCGAGAUGGAAGCAUCAGACACGACCGCGAUUUCUGAAGAACCUGACGACUCUACCGUGUCCGUGGACGAGUCGAUAGAACUAUCAGAGCCUCCUAGAGAUAGCGAUCAUGGCGGCGAGAAGUCUGAUCCAGCAGCGGGGAGAGCUUUCGAUGAAUCUGCUCCACGUCACUGGGACGAUUCCGACACUACAGACGUCAUCUCACUAGAACGGUACGAUGAGCCAGAGUCGUGGGCCAACAACCCCAUCGUCGUGCAAGGUGAGGAGGAGUUGGGUUGAUGUCAAAGCAUGCUCCUGAUGAGUCUUUGCUAACAGCCAACGGCCUGCUCAGAUCCCUUCAUCGUCGACCGCAAUUGUAGCGGGGCAAUCAGGGAGGUGACAGCUCAAAGAUUCGAAGACGAGGUGGAAAGAGCCACUGGCAUGCUUGCACGAGCGCUGCAGGCGAGGAGAGGCGCGCAGUCCAGCGCCGCAUUGGUCCUGGCUGAUCUUUGCGAAGACGUUCGCAUUGCAGAUGCGGGCUAUUACGUGCAUGAUGUUGAGGAGCGGACAGUGGGCAUGACCAUUUCCAGAAGUCCCACGACUUUCAUUCGACCCGAAAUGCCUGAAUCUUUUGGUCGAAACGGGUCGAGAAUCCUGGCACUGCUCGACAAGCCAGAGCGCGACGAGCUUGAUCAGCUCUUGCAAACGCAGGCUUUGGAGGAUGAAUUGGAGAGAAACACGCGCCAGACACGGGCCAUGGUUGAGAGACGCGAGUUCAUGGCCGGCAGAGAAGGGAAGCGACAGCACCGAGGUGGCGCACGAGACAGAGCGAAACGAGACACAAACCAGCAUAGCUCGAAAAGUCACGACAAGCUGCUCGGGACGACUCGAGCACAGUGA